Messenger RNA from Saccoglossus kowalevskii, 2884 nucleotides. Its product is annotated as PAX3- and PAX7-binding protein 1-like. Gene Ontology annotation, molecular function: DNA binding. The record is from RefSeq and is a predicted model, not a curated record. Gene Ontology annotation, biological process: mRNA splicing, via spliceosome; spliceosomal complex disassembly. Lineage: Eukaryota; Metazoa; Hemichordata; Enteropneusta; Harrimaniidae. Gene Ontology annotation, cellular component: nucleus; U2-type post-mRNA release spliceosomal complex.
CCGAGCUCUCGUGAACAUCGAGACUUCGUAAACCGCGACUUAGGAUUUGGUCGUGUUUUUUGCGGUAGGCUAAAUUUACUGUGUAUAGUUUUUCCUAUUCAGGAGCUGCAUGAUUACCGUUAAUAGAUAAUGUUUAAAAAGAGGAAAAACGUGAACCUCAGAAAGAGAGGUGGGAGUAGUGACGAAGAGGAAAGCAAAAACGACAACCGAAUACCGUUUAUCGACGAUGUAAAGCCGGCAACACAUGCAUAUUCUGCAAUCGAGAAAGUGAAAAAGAAGAAGGACGAAAAGUCGUUGAUGGGUGGAGGCAGUGGGAUGAUUUCUAAGUCGUCAUCAAGUAAUUUGCUGAGUUUCGACGAUGAAGAAGGUGAAGGAGAAGUUUUCCAAGUAAAAAGAACAAUACAUAGCAAGAAACAUGUUAAAAAAUUCAAAGAAAGAAAAAACAAACCUAGCAGCCUAGAUGAGAAACCAGAAACAGCCAAAACAAGUGCACCAGCUAACGCAAGUGUGCGUACAACUGCAAAAACGGAGCAUGUUGCUGGUGGUGGUGUUUUAAAUGGAAAUAAAGUCAGUAGUCCUGUCAUAAUGCCUGGUGAAGAAGAUGAAGUUCAAGAAGGUGAAGAUGAUCUCAAAAGUCCUUUCAGUAAUCUAAGACCAGGAGCAAUCCCUGAUGCUGCUAUGAUCCAUGCAGCAAGGAAGCGUCGACAGCAAGCUAGAGAAAUGGGAGAUUUCAUACCAGUGGAUGACACUCAGAAGUUUGAAAGCAAUCCAUCAAGACUAGUGAGAGAGGAUGAUAACGAUAGAAGUGAUAACGAAGAUGAAAGUGACGAGGAGCGGAUAUGUUUUACUGUCAAACCUGCGAUGACACAAAGACAGCGAGUUAUUGAAGCAAUUGAACAAGUUGAUAGUGAUGAUGGUGAAAAGGAACAUGAUGAAGAACUAAAGCGAUGGGAACAGGAACAGAUCAAGAAAGGAACUAGUGUACCACAGAUUCAAAAUGCUACCGAAGAACAAACAAGUCUGAAUUAUCAGAACUAUCUAGCACAGAGUGGCUUUGUGAACCCCCUAGGUUUACCACCACCACUGAUGAGCAUCGAUCCAUUCAGCAUUGCCAGUGAUAACAGUGCAGCAGCCAGUCCAACACAAAACGCAUCCUCACUUCUUACCAAAAUGCCUCCCAAAGAUUUACCUUCUGUUACUUUAGAUCAGGUUAAAAAACAACUGAAGGACAGGCUGAACAGCCUGGAUGAAGUUCACCGAGCUCACCAGCGUGAGAUGGAUGUGAUACAGGACAGUUUAUCAACGUCCGUGGAUGGCUCGGAGAAGUUGAAAAGAUCAUUUGGCGAGAUGGAGAUGCAGUACAGAUUCUUUCAAGAGAUGAGGGGGUAUGUCAGAGACUUGGUAGAAUGUCUCAAUGAGAAGGUGCCACAGAUAAACUCACUGGAGACACAGAUGCACAAUUUGUGGAAGCAAAGAUCUAGCAAGUUGAUACAAAGGAGACAAGAUGAUAUCAAGGAUCAAUCUGAAGAUUUCAAGAUGAAAGGAACCAAAGCUGCCGUGGCACCAAACUUGGAUGCACAUGGAAGGGAUCGGUCUACAUAUGAAAGUAAUGCCAAGCAACGAAGGCAGGCAGAACGAGAAGCCAGAAGGGCAAGAAGGCGUAGAUAUAGACAGUCGAUUGGUACAAAUAAUGCACAUUGUGAAGGAUUUUCAAGUGAUGAUGAAGUGCCGGACAGUGAGAUUGUACGGUUCAAUGGAGAGACAGCUUUCACAGUCUUAGCAGAGCAUGUAUGGGAUCCUAUGUCAUCCACACAAUCACAGAAAUUAGUUGAAUUUUUUCAUCGCAUAGCUGAUGACUUUCCCCCAGUCUCUGCUGAAAACAAACAAACACAGAUUUUAUUAAGAGCAAUAGUCAACAGAAUGAGAAAAACGCUGGACGACGAUGUCUACGUUCCUUUGUUUCCAAAAACGUUACUUGACAAUAAAGCUUCUGGUGCCAGUGCAUUUCUUCAGAGGCAGUUCUGGUCAUGUGUUAAGCUCCUAGGCAAUAUGCUAAUGUGGAAUGGCAUUGUGUCACAUGAAAUCUUACAAGAGUUGUCAUUAGAUGGUCUUCUCAACAGAUACUUGCUAUUGUCUUUACACAACUCGGAUAUCAACCUUGAUAGUAUUGAGAAGUGUAGAAUGAUUGUGUCCUGCUUUCCAAAGAGUUGGUUUUUCAAAUUGGAAGGAGAUAGCACAAUAAGGCAGUUAGAAAACCUGUGUCGGUAUUUAAAACAUGCAGUCAGUACAUUACACAUGUCAUGUGCUGGAGGUACUGAUGUGGAAAAAAGAAAAGUCAGGGAACGCACAAAGACUGUUAUCAGGAUACUAGCAGACAUCCAUGCUGUUGAUCAUACGAUAGAUAUCGCGAAAGAAUAUAAAGUGAAAGAUUUGCAGUCAAUCAUCGGACAAUAACAGGGAAUCAAGCCUCGUAUUCAGAUAUUGCUUGAUGAUGUUGCUGUGAUAUUGAUGGGCAUUACUCAGAACUUACAAAAACGGUAACAAUGUACAUUAUGAUAAGCAUAAUCGGCGUCAACACUUUCCUGACAUUUAUCCUGAACAGAAGAAUGUCUCUUCCAUGCAAACUGCAGUCGAAUUAAUGAAUAAAAUCUAAAUUUUAAAAAUCAUUGAAAUUUUGGAAGAUAAAAAAAAUAAUUGUAUAUUUUCUCGGAUAUGCGGGUGAUCACAGUUGAAUUUUAUGGCUUCUUAUUUUUUUUAAUGCAACAGCAUAUCCAAGGCAGUCAUGAAUAUGUGUGGAUUUCACUUCAAAUAUUGCUUUGUAGUUUUAUGGACAUGCUAUUGAUAAAUUAAUAUCAUAAGUUUGUUCUGAGAGUAUACUAUUUUU